AUGACGCACUGUUGGCAAUUGAACACAAUAUUUACGUUAGUUGUUUAUUGUUUAUUCUUACAUGGUGAAUUACAUGGAUAUGUAGCAGCAUUAAGUUCAGAUACCCAUGAUACCGGAGAAAAAGAAAAUCCAGAUCCAUUAUCUAUUCCGUUGAUAAGCGACGACGGAGCUCCCCUGGUAGCCAUGCUAGACACUAAAACUAUUAACAGGAAAAUUAAAAGUUACAUACAAACACUAAUGAGGAAUAUUAUUCAAAAUUCUAUGGAAAAAGAAAUGCAAGGUAUUUUUAAGUCUUUAUUGGAGGAAAACACGACCAUAAACUUUAUUCGGAAUUUAACCCUGCAAGAAAUAAAUGACGUGUUGAAAGAGCAAGAACUAGAAGGCGUAUCUUCACCACCAAUUGCAAAGUACAAAGACUGUACAGAGUUAAAGAAGAAAACAGACAAAAAACUGAAUGAUGGUAUUUACAAUAUUUAUCCAGGGGGAGAUAAUCCAAUCCAGGCGUACUGUGAUAUGACAACAGACGGGGGUGGAUGGACGGUUAUGUUAAAACGGUUCGGAGGAUCUGUUAGUUUUAAACGUACAUGGGUUGAAUGCGAAAAUGGAUUUGGUGAUAUUAAUGGCGAAUACUGGUUUGGCAACAAAUACACACACAUGUUGACCUCCAGUGGGAAGUACGAAUUACGAGUGGACAUGUUUGACUCUAGAAACAACACAAAAUAUGCUGUGUAUAAAACAUUUGUUAUAGGAAAUGCUGCUUCGAAAUACAAUCUUACUGUUGGUGAUUAUUCUGGAACUGCAGGCGAUGAAUUUAGACAUCAUAAUGGUAUGAAAUUUAGCACAGUAGACCAGGACAACGACAUAGAUCAGAGAAACUGUGCUGUCCUAACCGCCGGAAGCUGGUGGUAUAAUAAAUGUCUCUAUUGUGACCUCUCUCGUACAAAAUACAAACCUUACUGGGGUGGUACCAUUUCAAAACCGGUUAUGAUGAUCAGAAAAAUAUAA
Molecule: messenger RNA, 1005 nt
Organism: Mytilus trossulus (common blue mussel)
Lineage: Eukaryota; Metazoa; Mollusca; Bivalvia; Mytilida; Mytilidae
Product: fibrinogen-like protein A
Exons: 5
Coding region: 1-1005 (334 amino acids)
Source: RefSeq, a predicted model, not a curated record